AUGACUGUGUACUGCGACAAAAAGUUGACAAUCAAUUAUGUUGAAAACGCAGAAUUUGUCAUCAAAGGAGACUUUAGUUGGGAAAAAAUUAAGAAAGAUUUCAAUUCAAUGCCUGGACAAGGGAGAAUCAACCAAUUAGGUGGAGUUUUUAUCAAUGGUCGACCACUGCCAAAUCAUAUUCGCUUAAAAAUUGUGGAAAUGGCAGCACAAGGUAUACGGCCUUGUGUUAUUUCAAGGAAUUUAAGAGUUUCACACGGAUGCGUAUCAAAAAUACUAAAUCGUUAUCAAGAAACAGGAAGUAUAAGGCCAGGAGUUAUAGGAGGCAGUAAACCUAGAGUUACUACUCCAGAUAUCGAAUCAAAAAUUGAGAUUUAUAAACGUGAUAAUCCAAAUAUCUAUUCCAUUGAAAUUAGAGAUCGACUUAUUAAAGAAGGAAUUUGUGAUAGAACAAGCGUUCCGAGUAUAUCUGUGAUAUCUCGCUUGAUUAAAGAGCAAUAUGCUGAAGAAGUUAAACUUGAAGAUGAUUUUAAAGAAUUUCAAGCAAAGACUGACAAACACAAAUUAAUGAAAAAAUUGAAGAAGAAUAAGGUUCAAGAAGAGUUGAUGGCAAAGUUAUCGAUAAUGGUUGAUACAGUUAAGCAAGGAUCAGGCUCAAAAAAUACGGGCAAUGUAGCAAGACGCUCUACAAAUACGAACAUCAUCCUGUACGAGUACACCUCAGAUGGAUCACCAAAUACUAUUGCAUUGACUGAAAAAUAA
Copidosoma floridanum is the source of this 759-nucleotide messenger RNA. Its product is annotated as segmentation protein paired. Gene Ontology annotation, biological process: anatomical structure development; regulation of transcription by RNA polymerase II. Gene Ontology annotation, molecular function: DNA-binding transcription factor activity, RNA polymerase II-specific; RNA polymerase II cis-regulatory region sequence-specific DNA binding. Lineage: Eukaryota; Metazoa; Arthropoda; Insecta; Hymenoptera; Encyrtidae. The record is from RefSeq and is a predicted model, not a curated record.